GAGAGAGAGAAUGUCAUACAGCAAUGGUACAUACAACAGACAAACACACCGUAGUAAAUAUCAGUGAACAGCAGCUAUAAGUAGCAAGGCAAGCAGCGAAUGCCUUUAGUUUUUAAGGUGGUCAACUGUUAAGUUGCAAAAGGAACAGUAAGAAAUUCUUAACGCACAAUCAAAUAAACAAUUUGAAAUACCGCCCAUCGUCUCAAAUGAGGAACAAAGACAGCAAUUGCUGCUGAUUCUCUGCGUCAGGAUAAAAUGAAGGAAUGUGAUUUGAAGAUCAAAUUUAUUCGCGAUAGAAUUGAAAUCGUUAAAGGAUGAGGAGGAGCACGUUGAAUCAGCAAAUUUCAUUUAUUACCCUCCAUUUGAUGACCUUUGCGGCACUUGUUGGUUCGCAAAAUCAAAUCGUUGCUGUAGUUACAAAAACAACGGGAACAGCCGUCGCAUCAGAAACACCAACAGCAACAGCAACAGCAACAACAGCAGUAAAUUUUCGAUUCAAUGCUUUCGUUUCGACGCGUAACACAUCUACACUGUUGGUAUCACCACCAUUGGUAUCAUCCUCUAGACCGUCGGCCUCAUAUGAGCGAGUUGAAAAUACAAGAAUGUCUUUAUUGUCAUCAUCAUUUCCACCAGCAGCGAAAUUAUCAUCAUCAUCGUUGGUGUUACCGUUGUCGCCGCUAGCAGCAUUGUCGACUUCAACGGAGGCGUAUUCUGCGUAUACAACAGCAACAAGGACAACUGCAAGCUCUUCUGAGAGAAGAUCUUCAUCGUUUAUGAACAACAGAAGCAAAAGCAUUAGCAGCAAUAGUAACUUUAACGUUAAUCCUUCAAAUUCUUAUCAUAUAUCCACCUCAACUGGCAACAGUAUAUCAAAAAGCAGCAGCUCAUCUCAACAUGUUAACAAUUACAGAUUGACAGCAGCUUUGGCAGCACCGUCAGGUGCUACAUCAUCAUUCAAGAAUGUGAAAACCACAAGCAGAAGCAAGUUUCCACUUGAAUUUACUUACUCUAGGACUCACUGGACAUACACAGAUGCUGUCAAUAAUAGCAAUUUUGGAAAAAGCCCAUUAUCAACAGCAUCGUUAUCGUCGACGACGACAACUACCGAAUUGCCGCGAAUAUUUCGCAACAAUAACAGGCAUCACCAUGAGCACCACUGGGGGCCGUUUUUUGAGGAGCCACUCAAUUCAACGUCUUCAGGUGAUAACAUCAUAACAACAGCACAUCUAUUCACGGAAGCCAUACUAAAUUGUCGCGUUGGCAUGUUAAAGGAUAAAACGGUCAUGUGGGUGAGACGAACGGCGGAGAAGGUCUCUUUAUUAACAUUCGGUAAUGUCACUUACAGCAGUGACCCGCGAAUACGAGUCAAAUUUCAAUAUCCCAACAACUGGCGGCUGUUGAUAAACCCCACCCAAUGGGAAGAUGCGGGCAUCUACAUGUGUCAAGUGUCCACACAUCCACCGCGCGUAUUCACAACAAAUUUGACCGUUAUUGAGCCUCCCUUACGUUUGAUUGAUGAACAAGAGCGGGAUGUCGGAGAUCGUUAUUAUAAAACUGGGAGUACCAUCGACUUGCAAUGUCAAGUGUCACGUAGCUUUUUAUACAAAGAAAAUCAAAACAUCCUGAAAUCUUUAAUGCCUUUGAAUGCUAAUUUAAGCUCCUUUGCCGACAUAAAUCAAAUAAUCAAAACGAAUAAAGACAAAAGCAAUUUGAGCGAUACGAAGAUUGGAAGCGCCCUAAAUGCAUUAACGUCAAGUACAAAUCAGAGUGACAAACAGGAACUCAGUGCGGAGAAACUGUUUAGUAAUAUAGUGUUUUGGGCUAAAGAUGAUGAGGAGCUACCGACCACAGCGCUCAGACGUAUCAGUGCUAACGAGAAAUGGCUUACGAGUCGUAUGUCUAUACCGGAUGCGAAAUUUUCCGACAGUGGCAAUUAUUCAUGUGCGAUUGGCAGACUUUUUGCUGCAAUUGUUCAGGUGCAAGUACUGACAGGUGAAUUGCCAGCCGCCGUACAGCAUAAUUCGGCAUCCGACACGUACAAGGGCAAAAACAUGGAAUGGAAACACAUAUGGGAGAUUUGUUUAAUUUACGCUCUUUUCUUCCCCCAAAUAAUAUCCUCGCCUUAAUUAAAUUUAAUCAAGGCAUUUAAACAGCUUACGACACAACUACAUUGUACAUUAUGUGACGAAUGGUCAUUACUGUGCUGCUCUCAUCAUUCACAUAUGAAGCCAAAGCAAUUAAAUGCUUGAAUGUUAAAUACGUACACAUGAGCAAAAUAGAAGCUGCCAGUAAAGUGGAACAAACAAUGAAAAAAAUAAAACCCAAAAAAAAAAAAAAAAAAACUAACGCUGAGCGAAAUAUACAAGCAAAGUAUAGGGUUAGGAACGCUAGGGGCUGCAUAAACUGGCAAAAACUUAUUAUAGAUGUGUCACUACAAAGCGAACACGGCCAAUCAUUCAUCAAUGUGCUUAACACUGCUGGUUGAGGCUACAAAUUUAAUAUAUACUUGAAAUAAAAAAAAUGUCCUGUUCUCUUAUACCUAACAUGGAAGGAUAACGAUGGAGAUAUUUUCGUUUUAGGAAAAAGUUUUCAACACACAUGAUGUAAAGUAAGAUGUAGAUAUAUUCUUAGUCAGUAUUAAAUUCUGAAUCGAUCCAAGUAUGUCCGCCUGCCCAUUUAAAUGCGCAUGGUAAAUGUUCUUCUGAUUGCAAAUCUAAAAAUUUCGAUUUUGAAAUUCCGAAAAGCUUCCGAAAUUCUCG
Molecule: messenger RNA, 2759 nt
Organism: Glossina fuscipes
Lineage: Eukaryota; Metazoa; Arthropoda; Insecta; Diptera; Glossinidae
Gene: dpr18
Exons: 7
Coding region: 315-2126 (603 amino acids)
Biological process (GO): synapse organization
Cellular component (GO): neuron projection membrane
Source: RefSeq, a predicted model, not a curated record